UAACAUACCAACUAGCCCCUCAGAUCACUUUCCGAUUGUCAUUCAUUCUCGCAUUGAGCAGCUGUAGAGUGCGACGAGGCACAGCGCAAGCAACCUACCGGAACAACAUACAGGAAAUGUGACACGUUGAAGACCUGUUAAUUCUUCCAAUUGGAAUUCAGACAAUAGGACAAUUAAGAAAAUAUGGAAUAAACCUUUGACAACAUUUACAAUUACAAAAAUAAGUCAACUGUGGGACUAAUGAGACAUCUUUGAAAAGAAAAAAGAAUACAUGAAAGGCCGGAAUGGAGUUAUCCAAGAAGGAGCAGACCGAAAAGGAGUUGUCAGAAAAAUAUAUAGCUCAGGUUAAGGAAAGUCUAAGAAGGCUUGAGAACUGGGUUAAAGAGGGCAAAGAUCGAAAUGAUGCUAAAGUCAAAGACAUGGAAGAGAAGAUUUGCAUAGCUUUGGAUGUCCCAAGUGAAAGCUGGAUAAAAACUGGUCAAACUUUAAAAGGUGUCAUAGAAAACUUGCAUAAACAUCUGGACAUUGUACAGAAAGUAACAUCCUCAUCUGAGAUGAUUUCAGAUAAAGAUGUCCUGAAGAAUGCAUCAGGAAGUUUGGCUUUGGAAGGUGUUUACAAAACUGGUAAUCCUGUAGACUUGCUGAUGAAAAGAGAGCAGCUCAUUGAGAUUCCAGAUUCAUUUUCACUUAACAGCCCAAAGCAAUGUACCAGGUAUGAGCAAAAAGAAUUUUCAUCCCACAAAUCAGAAAGACAUUUUCACAAGGUUAUGGAGAAACUAGGCUAUAGCUUUAGCUCUGAAUUUAGCAUUGGGUUCAAAGGCUUCAGCUUUGGUUCUGGAGUACAAAAAAAAGAAUUCAGCGAGACAGAGGAAACAAGUUCAAAUUCACAAGAAGAAUCCUACAUCCUGCACACAAAAUACAACUACAUCCCACUUGCAUCUGGAUUUUUUCAGAAGGAUGGACUUAAACUUUCUACUGGAGCUAUUAAUGCCCUUAAAGAAAUUGAGAAGGUCAUUUUGUAUUCUAAUGACUGCAGACAAACCAGCAAAGUUGGAGGGUUUUUUGAGAGAUACGGGUCCCAUGUGAACCAGGGCCCUCUACACUUUGGUGGAGUUUUCUGGUGGAGAGCUUCUGCAUCAGGCUUCAGAAGUACUGAUUUGUCAGAGGUAAAAAAGUUGACUUCAGAAUCUCUUGAUGCUUACUGUGGUGCUGGAUUUGGAUUUGGUACGCUGUCCGUCUCAGGCAAAGUAGCAACAUCUUCCACGCAGCUGAAGGGGUCUUUCACAGGGAAAUACAGAGAGGACCUGAUGAGUCAAGUGCAGCUGUCAGUCAGUAAAACUGGUGGUCCUGCUGAGAUUGAUGACUACUUGCCGUGGAAAACCCAUCUUGCCAUUAAAAACAGAACGUGGAGUCUUAUUGACAGAGGAACAAACCUGGUUCCUGUCUGGGAAAUAGUGCUGGCUUCCCACAGAGAUGAUUUUGAAGAUGUGUCCAAUUUAAGCAGAAUAUUGAUGGAGGCAUACACAGACAUUACCAAAGAAAAUGUGGAAGAAGUGCGGGGAGAGAACAUUCUUUUGGAAGAGGAAAAAGCAGAAACUCUGAUUCAGUCAGUAAAGGGAUGGAUUGCCACUGACUGUGAAAUAUUAUUGACAAAGUUGUUGAACUUCAAAAACAGUCUCUUUGAGAAAACAGGAUCCCACAAAAUCUGGUUUCGGAAAUGCCUCUCAAAUGAGAUUCUUCAAAAUUAUCUGCUUGAAGUGGCUACAGCAAACAGCAAAUCCGAAGCUGUAAACUUAAGAAUUUUAACAAGCUCCCUGUUGGAACCAUAUCUUUAUAAUACAGUGGAGAACUUCCCAAACAGAAAGACCAUUGUGAAAUGGGCUUACCAAACUGAAGGCGACUCCCAUGACCAAGUUUCUGUUUCUGAAUACUCAGAUCUAAGUAGAAUCUUGCAGUCUGUCAAAAAAGAACUGGAGGAAAGCAAUCAUGCCUUCAGGUCUGCUGAACAGGAACACAGUGCAAACAUAAAAGCUACAAAAACUGUGGCUCUCUCACUUAAAUCAUUUUGUAAGACCUUGGGAGAAAAUGAUCAAAAGGAAACUGAACUGUUGGUACUAUCCAUAAUCACAGUUUUAGGGUACACCAGAGAAAAUAGGACAUUUAAUCAUGCUCUGUGUAUGAAUGAAAUCAUAUUCUUGCAGUCUGAACUGCAAAAAGCAUUUAACAUGUUACCCUCUCUAAAAGAACAGUGUUCCAUUAGGGCACAGGCCUACCUGUUGCAUACGGCUUUGACUGUUUCCACCAACGCAUACAUAAUUAUUUCACCUAAAGAAAAGAGAGAAAGAUUGGAAUUCAUACAAACACAACUAAAGAGCAAGCUUUCAAGUCACAUUGAAUCAGUGAUUGAGAAAAACCGUGAUGAUUGGGAAUCCCUGGAGAGUGCAUUACAUUCCAUCAUAAUGGGUAAGCAGAUGAGAGAUGGAAGUACGACAGUGGAGGAGUCAGUCAGUCAGCUGGAAAGUAUUCUAAUGAAGCCAUUGGCAAUUUUAUCUGAGGUUCAGACAACAGAUGAGCACAACACAUCAGUGAUGGACAAAAGUGAAAACACAAGCAACUUCAUGGAUCUGCUUCUGAAGUUAGGUCUACAAGACUCCUACCCCAAAAAGAUGACAAAAUCUAAUGUUCUUGUCACAGACAGAUUAUCGUUGAGUGUAAAAGAGCCCACAACAGAAAAAGACUUGAGCUCUCUGUAUCUCUACAAACUCAUGACGUUAGACUACAGAGCCAGGUAUCUAUUUGUAAAACCUGAAGCAACUAUCUUGAAUUUUGAGGUGGAUUGUGCAAAUCCUGAGAAUGAUGAUGACUUCUUUGAUGUUGAUGAUAAAUCGGAAAUAGUGCUGAGCAGCAGACAGGCACAGGUUCAUCCAAUGGAUGUACACAUGGCCAUUUUCCACUGUUCCAAUGACUUCUUGCGACAGUACAUCUUUACAAAGCUCUCGGCAUGUCAGUUUAGCCUACCCUUCUUAGUGCCCAACCCCUAUACAGGUGAAGUGGAAUUCCCCCUCUGGGCACUCCGACACAUCAGGAAAUCAUGGCAUAGCAAAAUACAAGGUGUAUCUGACACCUGCGGAAAGUACCAUAACAGACAAAUGUUCAAUACACCAGUGCCAAUUGUGUCCUUCAUCAGAUUGGGAGUUUCUGAUUCCAAUUCCAAGUCACAGAUAUUAAAUUGUGUCAUUAGCAAACAGAGGCAUGAUAUGUUCUUCCACCGUCAUUGCAAAGGCAGCACUCCAGACAGCCUGCUUAUGCAGGGAGUUGUGGAGAUUGCAUGGUAUUGUCCUGGAGGGAAGGAAGAUGAUGUAUUUGAUGACUGUGUGGCCUUUCUAAACCUUCAUGGUGAUGCUGCAGAAUAUCCAAAACAACUUGAAUUUCUUCAAGCAAUAAGUACAGUCAAUGUGCUUCUACUUUCAGAGCAUCCUUUGAGCAAAACCGCUAAAGAGGUCUCCCAGAAACUAUCCAAGUCCUCUGUCCCCUUAAUAUGCUUGUUCUCAAGUGCGGACAGACUUCAGCAGUCAAAUAACCCUACAAAGGUGAAACUAGCUGCAAAGAAUAGGAAUCAAGCUAAAUUAACAGAGGAACUGAUUUCAAGUAUCAAACACUGCCUCACUGGAAAUAAGCAGACCGUGUCAAUUGAAGGGUGCUGUGAAGAGGCAAGGAAACAACAGUUCAUAAUCGAUGAGGAUAAGCAAUCAUGUAAAGAUGGGUAUGCACUGGCCCAAACCUUAAUGUGCCUUCUGAAGGAUGUAAAUUUAUCCAAUCUUAAGGAAAGGAUUUUACCACUACAGGGUAAAUUGUGGCAUGAUUGGUGUAAAAAAGACAAAGAGCAAUAUCGAUUGCAAUCCAAAGAAAAUGAAGGUAUUGAAGAACAGCUGAGUAAAAUCUCAGCUGAGAGGACUAAUAUCCGGAAGGGACAACUUCAUGCAGCCACUCCUCUCAACGACUUCAUGAGAUCAUUCCUGGAAUGCUUAACAAUACCUUCUCAGUUUGAAGACACACAUCUGUAUACGUUGCAGUGGCUUAGAGUCCUCCUGGAUGAUCUUACCACUGACAAGCUUGGAUGGCUUGAAGAGGAUUAUCACUCAACUUGGAGAAAAAUGACAAGUGUACCCAAAGAUAAAGGAAAAGCAUCAGUUGUAAAUUCUCUGCAAACCAAACUGGACAGAAUAACUGACGAAAUGGCUGCUACGACAGUUGGAUUGCAGCACAUUAUGAGAGAAGUUGGUCAACUCUAUGAGGCCGUUCAGAUGUGCAUGCAAGAUGGGAAAAACAUUGAACAAUAUGUCACACUUCCAAAAAUAGGAGUGACAAUGCUACUCUCUGGGUAUCCACUUGAAAUAAUGGAUGGGGAUGCUGCCCAUGUUCCUUUAACAUGGAUUAAGGCGGUCCUGGAUGAGCUCAUCAAAAGCCUUGGAGACAAAAAGGUGUUUGUUCUAUCCAUUCUAGGAAUUCAAAGCUCUGGGAAAUCCACACUGUUGAAUACCAUGUUUGGUCUUCAGUUUGCUGUGAGUGCUGGAAGGUGCACCCGUGGAGCCUUCAUGCAGCUUGUGGAAGUAGACUCCAGUAUUAGAAAUGAUCUUGGAUAUGACUUUGUCCUGAUUGUGGACACGGAGGGACUCCGAUCACCAGAGUUCAGUGUAAAGACAUCACUGAACCAUGACAACGAGCUUGCCACUUUCAUCAUUGGAAUUGGUGAUACAACAGUAAUCAAUAUCAUGGGGGAGAACCCUUCUGAGAUGCAUGACAUUCUUCAGAUUUGUGUCCAGGCCUUCUUGAGAAUGAAACAGGUUAAAAUCACACCUAGUUGCAUUUUUGUGCACCAGAAUGUUGCCGAAUCAUCAGCUGGAGAUAAAAACGUUGAGGGGAGGAGACGUCUCUUGGAGAAACUGGAUGACAUGGCUCAAAUGGCAGCAAAAGAAGAGAAUAUUGAUGAUAUCAGUUGCUUCAGUGAUGUAAUUCACUUUGACAUUGAAACACAGGUAUUCUACUUCAAAAGUCUUCUGGAGGGGGAUCCUCCCAUGGCCCCUCCUAAUCCUUCCUAUAGUCAGAAUGUUCAAGAUCUGAAGAUCAAGCUCCUAAGAGCUGCAUCAAUGCAGAGGAAAUGUACAUUUUCUUCAUUGUCAGAAUUCAAAUGUAGGGUUUCUGAUCUUUGGACUGCACUGCUGAAGGAGAACUUUGUGUUCAGCUUCAAAAACACAGUUGAGAUGAUGGUGUACAGUUCUUUGGAAAAUAAAUAUGGAGAUUGGUCAUGGAACCUGAGAAAAUAUUCCCUGAGCCUUCAGGCUGAGCUGGAGAAUCAAAUUGGCAGCAACCUAAUUCAGAAUGUGAUUGCAGCAGAUCUUAUGGGAAAGUAUGACAAAGUCUAUGAUCCUCUGAGGACUGAGAUAGAGAAGUAUUUCACAGAAGAUAAAAACAAAGAGACCCUCAUAAAGUGGAAGGCAAAUAUUGACAAACGUUUUGAAAGCCUGAAGGAUGAGCUCAUUGAUGGGACCAUAAAGAAAUGUCAGGAAUUACUUACAUCAAAGCGAAACAGGUCAGAACUGGACAAGAGGAAAACCCAAUACACAGAUGAACUGACUCAGCAGAGUAAAAGGCUGGCAUCUACACUUAAAGACAUGCACCUGAGGGAUGAGCAAGUGAUGGAGAAAUUUGAUGAACUCUGGAUUGACUGGACAAGUCAGGUGUUGAAUUCACAGCCCAAACCGAAGCCACUGAAUGUGAAAGCUAUAGUUGAAUCAGUCCUCUUAAAAUGGUUUCAUAAACAACCAGGCAUCCAAGACAAAAUUAAAAGAGGCUUAUUUCAAUUUGACCCAAAAAAGCACAUUCAACAAAAUACUUUGAAAAUGCUUGGGGACUUGAUGUUUGGCAGUCCUUUCAGCCGUUCCAUAGAAGUUUUCAAAAGCAAUGUUGUAAGUGCAAUUGAUGAAUACAUCACUGCCAAGGAAAAUAAGAAGGAUUUUGAUGAAAACUUCAUCUAUGAAAUCUUGUCAAAUAUUGAGACUAAAGUCCUUGCAUUUGAGGGAAGAUCGAAAAGUCCUAAAUUUACCUAUGAAUUCAGAGUGGACCUGUCUGUCCAUCUGUGCCUCACAAAUGUUACAAGAUUUCAGAGGAUGCAUGAGGAAUUCAAGACUGCAAACCAACCACUAUCGUAUUUAGAAAGCCAAAGAGACAAAUAUCUCCAGUCUUUCAAAAAUUACUGCAAAGGAGCCAGCUCUGUAAAGAUAUUUGUUGAUUUUCUGUGUAAACACAUCACACCAGAGGUUUUGAAGGCAGCAAAUGAGAAACUCUGUCAACAGAUAGCAGAUGACAUGAAAUUCAACAACCCUGCUCUCAAUGGCAACCGAUCAAAUCUUGAGAAUCAUAUACUACAGCAUCUGGCAACUCAAGAGAACUUCAAAAUGUAUGAGGAAUAUUUAGAUUUCCCAAAGAGAUACUUUGAUAGAUUUAUCCAGGAAAAAGUAGAUACAUAUAGAUGUGAUACCAGAAACUUGGAUGCAAUCCACCAGGAACACCUUCAGGCCAUGAAAAAUCAAAUAUUAACAGCAAGUACAGCUGUAACUAUAGAAGUUGACGAGAAGGCAGGCAAUGCACACAUGUGGCUUGACUGGUUCUGCAGAAACAUUGGGCAUCUAAUUACAAUAAAGAGAGAUGAAUUGCAUUGCAUUGAAAAUGAAGACAUUGGAGACUGGCAGUUCUUCAAAGACAUGAUGGCCAAAUCCUUGGAAGAGAUGAUCAAGGAUGAAAAGUUGGACGUGGAGGCAGUGAGAGAGAAACCUACCAAAAAUCUGCUCCAGCAUUUCGAGGGAUGUUGGGCCCAGUGUCCUUUCUGCCAAGCUGUCUGCACAAACACCAUCCCUGACCAUGAUGGAAAACACAGUGUUAAGUUUCAUCGCUGUGAGGCUCUGACUGGGUGCUUUUAUGAUGACACAGACCAUUUUUCUGUAGAUUUUUGCACCACAUCAGUUAACAGUGAUAAAAGCUUCUUUGCCCAUACAAAGAAUAAGUGGAUCCACUUUAAGACAUACACAGAUGCUGGAGACCCAUUUGAUAAAUGGAGCAUUACUGCAGAUGGCACAGGGCAGCGCUACUGGAAAUGGUUCAUUUGUAGGUUUCAGAAAGAAUGGGAGAACAGGUAUGGAUUUAAAUUCAGAGGCCGUGGAAGUAUCCCAAAUGAAUGGACAACAAUAACAAAACAAUCUGCUUUGGAAGAGUUGAAAUAAUUCCAGAUAUACACAGUGCUGUGGGUAGGGGAAAAAAGCAACCUUUGUGGCCAAAAAACAUCACCAACAAAACAGCCGUCAAGAGCAUUUCACUAGGGUUAUCAACCAGGUACCUCCCUUCAUUGGUGUUUCAUUGAAUUAGGCCCUACAACACCUUCAGAGCGAUCAACAGUGUUACUGACAUCUUCUGUCCAAUACUAUUAUGAUAAUCAUCAAUAUAACCAGAUAAACCGCAGCCACCCACAAAUACUGAUAAGGUUCUCUUCAUUUGCUGUGGCUAUUUAUGAUCCGAUCAGCAAUAUAUCCCAAACAAAUGCAAACCCUUGAUAAAGGCACCAAGAAGUAUCAUCAAAUUCUUUGGACAUUCCUUUUCAUUACUGUGGCUGUUUAUGAUCCGAUCAGCAACAUAACCAGACAAAACGCAAAACCCUUGAUGUGGGCACCCACAAAUACCAACAAGUGCAAUCAAAUUCUUCAGUGUAUCCACUUUGGUGCUGUGGCCGUUUCUGAUCCAGUCAGCAACUUAACCAAAUAAAACGCCAUGCCUUGAUGCGGGCACCAACAGUUACUGUACCCCUCUAGAAACACAGUGGCAAGUUUUCAUGCAUCUCAGAAUCAAUUCAGGAUACAUCAUGGCCCCAAGUAAUCUGUGAGCGCCUCAGCCAAAGCUGUUGGAUUGCAUUUUCAGCAACCUGCAAUAACUGUUUUACAGCCCCUUUCAGUGACCAUCCUUGAAAACCAAAAUCUAACAGAAGUGUUGUGGCUGACUGUUACAAAUCCUCAGGCAUCUAUCUCCACUAGUUGUGUGCGUGCUUUCAAGCCAUGUUCCCUUAGUUCUGCUACUAGUUCUGCACUUUAACUUCCUCCUUUCAAAGGCUUCCUCCAUCAUAUCGUCAAAGGGAAAAGUUAACUCAAUAAGGCAAAUAAUGCGCUCACUCUCCAAAUACAACACCAUGUCUGGUGUCGAAGCAGUCACAAUAUACUGUGGAACUUGCUGUUGCCUUCCAACAUCCACCAGGAGUUUCCAGUCCUGUGCUUUGCCCUAUCUUCCUGCAUUGCUUGUACGCACUUGCACCCCAGAAUCUUACUGAUCUCCUCCUCCCUUACAGUCAAUCACGGUCCCUGCGGUCCUCUGACAAGGAUCAGCUUACCAUUCCCUGCACCAGACUCCGGACCUUUGGGGACAGAGCCUUCUGUGCUGCUGCCCCUAGACUAUGGAACAGUCUAUCCCCUAGACGUGUUUAAAAAACACACCUGUUCUCUGAAGCCUUUGGCCUCUGAUCCCCCAUUCCCUUUUCCACGUUUCAUUCCCUACCCUUCCCUUUUUGUUUGUUAUGCGACCUUGGGUAUCCUGAAAGGCGCUAUAUAAAUUUAAGCCAUUAUUAUUAUUGUUAUUAUUAUUAUUAUUAUUAUUAUUAUUUGCCCAAUGGCCUUUUCUGUCCCUCUGACACAAACGUAAUUCUACAGUCCCUGUCACUUCCUGGCAAAGAGUUAACCUCAACUCUUGUUCUCAAGAGAACCCGCCAGUGAUUUUAAAACCUGAUUUUGUCUCCAGGUGUAGCGACUCUCUCAUGCUAGUUUUACAACUAGAACAAAUAUGUUGCAAAUAGCCAUGACCUAUACAUAGCUUAUACCAUAGCCAUAGCUUCCAUCUUCACCUACCCAUUGGCCAAGGUUCUGUGGAGUCCAAAGAACAUCAUUAGUGGCUCCUACUCCUCUUACAUUUACUGCAGUUAAGAUCCAUGGCCCAUAGCGCCCUCCAGCUGAUCUUCCUCUUCUCAAUUGCAACAAUUAUAUUUUGUAUGGGUAGGAAUACUUGCAACUAGUUAAUCCAUUAUAAAUGACAAAAAGUGUCAAAAUUAUUCCGUAAAUUCAGUAAAUGCUUGAAUAUAUGCAUGGAUAGAUGUGAUAAAUAAUGAAUGAAAUGACAUGCUAUCAUAAUCAGUAAAACGUAUUUCACUUGAGGGGAACUUGUUUCUUCUGAGUUGUUGAUCAGUUUUUGCUUGUAAAAUUCAUUUUGCUGUACUAAUGCAUGCCCUCAUACUCACUGAUAUGAUUGAAAGCCUAGAUAAAUUUAGUUUUACCAUAGUGUCUAUCCACCCCUUACCUGAAUUGUUUUUUUUUUAUGAUUCUCUGUAACUUCUACUGAGGGAUGGACCACAAAAAAAGUCCCAAGCUUGCCAGAUUGUAAACAUUGUGUAAGGUGUCUGACUCCACAGCACAUUGCUCUGUGGGCUGAAGGUCAUGUUUAAUUAUAAACAUGAAUAUAUUUAUAAUUACAAUCUCUGUGUAAAUGUCUGCUUGAAACAUAAGUCCGCUCUCUUUUUUGUACAGUUUGGUUUACUGUAUGAUUCCAAUAGAGCCAUUUGAAAGAACCAUUUUAUUUGAUAAAGAAAUAUCUCAUCAACUUUGUGGUUGUUUUUCCACGACAUAGCAAAAAUAUUUAUUGAUAUUAUGCAACUUUAUUUUGGAGAUAGUGAGAACAUUUGUGUCUUCACUGAUUAGAUAACCUUUACUGAUUAUUUCCCCCAAAUGUACAUCAACCAAACUGCUUUGAUUAUCCACAUAAAGUUUUUGAACCAUAACGACUCUACUUUUCAAAUAUUGUUGCACAUCAAUUGUUUUUUUUCACCAACAUUGAUCAAUGAUGUUGUAUUAUCAGCACAAAAUGUAAUGUUAUACAAAUUGGAAUCCAAAGAGUAAACGUGGAAAUCUGGCAAGUAAGACAAGAAAGCAGUGUCACCAUUGUAAAAUGAAGUUAACAUGAAGUUGUCUGGUGAGUGACAUUUAAAAUCUGGUUAAACUUUUUCCACUGUAUGUAGUAAAUCAAGUUGUAUCUUAUGACAAAUUUAACAUCCAAACACCUUUACCAAAGAAAUCAAUUCAUUAUUUGUGUGCCUUGCCUUCACAAUUAAAACAUUAUGGCAAAUUA
This is a messenger RNA of Alosa sapidissima (American shad), 10209 nucleotides long. Its product is annotated as interferon-induced very large GTPase 1-like. The coding region runs from base 285 to 7277 and encodes 2330 amino acids. Gene Ontology annotation, molecular function: GTP binding. The record is from RefSeq and is a predicted model, not a curated record. The transcript has 2 exons. Lineage: Eukaryota; Metazoa; Chordata; Actinopteri; Clupeiformes; Clupeidae.